Trichomonas vaginalis G3 is the source of this 378-nucleotide messenger RNA. Its product is annotated as spectrin binding. The record is from RefSeq and is a predicted model, not a curated record. The coding region runs from base 1 to 378 and encodes 125 amino acids. NCBI's taxonomy places the organism in Eukaryota, Parabasalia, Trichomonadida, Trichomonadidae. The transcript has a single exon.
AUGCUCAAAACAAAUUUGAUUGACUCAAAGAAACAUCUUCCUCAAAAUAUAAUCAAAGAUAUUUUAGACAUCAUCCUGUUUAACAAUCGCUAUACAAAGUCAUAUUUGACUCUUGCCAAACUCUUUACUGAUGAAUAUCAUGUAACAGAGGUUUUUGAAAUUUCGGGUGUUUCUAACGUCCUGUUUUAUAAUGAAUAUGGGAUUAAAUUACACAAGUCUAAUGAAUUCAAAAAAAUUAAAUUGGAGAAUCUCGACAUUCAUGCAGAAAAUUCAAUUUAUGGAGCAAUUAUGUAUAAUGACAAAGAAAAAUUUAUUUCAUUCACGGAAAGAGAAGGAUUUGAUAAAGAUAAAAAACUUAUAAGCAAAUUAUAUCCAUAA